GUUACGUUGUUACCCCUGCUCACCCACCAUUGUCGUUCUUUGUUACCCACCUCCAUUCCUAGACGAAUUUCCUAAAAUGAACUGAUGCUUUUUGUAUUGGAGAUCUGUUGAGAAGAAUCUUAGAGCAGGCAAAAGGCCAGUUUUGAUGGAGGGGUCGAUGAGUUUGCAGAUCAAUCCCAUUAAAGCUUAUUAUAGGCAGGAGAAAUCAGGCUUUGUUUCUGCAUUUGCUCCAAGAGUGUCAGGAAGAGUUUCAUGGAAAUCAAUUGGGAUGAUUAGAAAUCCCAAGCCUGUGAAUUCGGUUUUCGCUUCGAUUCAGCCUAUUGAAGUUUCCAAAAAAAACAGCUUUGCUAAUGCAUUGCCAUCUAAAGAGGUGCUUGACAUCUGGCAGAAUGCGAGUGCUGUAUGCUUUGACGUGGAUAGCACAGUUUGUGUAGAUGAGGGCAUAGAUGAACUUGCUGAGUUUUGUGGAGCUGGAAAGGCUGUUGCAGAAUGGACUGCCAGGGCAAUGAGUGGCUCAGUUCCCUUCGAGGAAGCCUUGGCUGCCAGACUAUCUCUAUUCAACCCUUCAUUAUCUCAAGUUCAGGAUUUCUUAGAGAAGAGACCUCCAAGACUGUCGCCUGGGAUUGAAGAAUUGGUCAACACGCUGAAGGGUAGGAAAACUGAUGUUUAUCUGAUCUCUGGAGGGUUUCGUCAAAUGAUCAAUCCUGUUGCAUCCAUCCUCGGUAUACCGAGUGAAAAUAUUUAUGCCAAUCAGCUUCUCUUUGGAAGUUCCGGGGAAUUUAUGGGGUUUGACAAAAACGAGCCCACAUCAAGGAGUGGAGGGAAAGCUGCUGCAGUUCGGCAGAUACGAAAGGAUCGUGCAUACAAGUCACUAGUCAUGAUCGGGGAUGGUGCUACAGACCUUGAGGCUCGUCAGCCAGGGGGCGCUGACUUGUAUAUCUGCUAUGGGGGAGUUCAACUUCGAGAAUCUGUUGCAGCAAAAGCUGAUUGGUUGGUGUUCGACUUGAACGACUUGAUCAAUUCAUUGGAAUAGUACUAUAUGCUUUUCUGUCUUCCCCUAUUGUUUCUUGAUUGACUGAAGCAUCCACUUUCUUGUCUUUGUUACACUCUAACUGGAUCUAUGAUGUUGAAAUUUGUAUCAAUUUUUCUUUUUGGAGAAUGAAUAAAGAGGAGUCUUAAUCUCUAAUCUGAGUUUGAUCACACUGUA
Ipomoea nil (Japanese morning glory) is the source of this 1207-nucleotide messenger RNA. RefSeq names its product phosphoserine phosphatase, chloroplastic. Gene Ontology annotation, molecular function: magnesium ion binding. The transcript has 8 exons. Gene Ontology annotation, cellular component: cytoplasm. NCBI's taxonomy places the organism in Eukaryota, Viridiplantae, Streptophyta, Magnoliopsida, Solanales, Convolvulaceae. The record is from RefSeq and is a predicted model, not a curated record. Gene Ontology annotation, biological process: dephosphorylation; L-serine biosynthetic process. Bases 146 to 1033 code for a protein of 295 amino acids.